Messenger RNA from Nicotiana attenuata, 2244 nucleotides. RefSeq lists its product as uncharacterized. Bases 1 to 2244 code for a protein of 747 amino acids. The record is from RefSeq and is a predicted model, not a curated record. Lineage: Eukaryota; Viridiplantae; Streptophyta; Magnoliopsida; Solanales; Solanaceae. The transcript is spliced from 3 exons.
AUGACGGAACUGGUUAUAGAUCAUGGAGAAGAGGAAUCCUCAGCACUCUCCGUGAAUAAUAAACUAGGCUUCAUCACCGAAAAAUGUAAGAAACCAGAUCCUGAUUCUGUUAACCUCGACCAAUGGGAGCGAUGCAACGAUAUGGUGACUUCGUGGAUCUUAAGCUCAUUGUCUAAGGACCUAGCGGACAACUUGCAAUACGUUAAUGACGCUAGAGAACUUUGGCAGGAGUUGGAGGACAGGUAUGAUCAAACUAAUGGUGCUAAGUUGUAUCAGCUCCAAAAGGAAAUAAAUGAUUUGAGCCAGGGGAAUUUGGACAUUACUGGAUAUUAUACAAAGAUGAAGAAACUCUGGGAGGAGCUCAACACGCUGAACAUACAUGCUAAAUGUGCUUGCAAAUGCACAUGUGGAGCAAGAGAAAACAUGCACAAAGCUGAACAGGACAGAAGACUGAUUCAGUUUCUGAUGGGGCUUAACGAAGUGUAUACUGUGGUGAGAGGAAGUAUUUUAAUGAUGAAUCCUCUUCCAACAAUAGCCCAAGCUUUCUCCAAUCUCAUUCAAGAGGAGAAACAAAGGGAAGUCAAGCCAAGUAACCAUUUUUCAAUGGAUUCUGCUGCCUUGAAUGCAAGUGGACCAGGAAAUAACAACUUCAGAACAAACUAUACUCAACAGCGGAACAAUAACACAAACAGUGGAUAUAAGGGGAAUCAGCUCAAUAAUAGACCUAGGCUAUUCUGUGACUACUGCAAGGGGCCAGGAUACACUAAAGAGAAGUAUUACAAGCUUCAUGAAUUUUCACAGAGUUUCAAGUUCAAUAAAGGAAGAAGAAUUAGAGGAAAUGUAUUUGGGUCAUCAAGUGAGGGUGCUGUAAUGAAGGAUGAUGGAAAUGGCUCUCAGGAUCAGGAACAGGGUCGAACUAUGCACAGUCUGACCAAAGAACAAUAUGGACAACUACUCUGCAUCCUGGAAAGUUUUCAGGGAGGAGGAGACAAAUCCACAAGCACUACAAUCAAUGGAGGAGCUGAGAACUUUGCAGGUAUCUCAGCAUGCUCUACUCAUUUUGAUUCUAAUGAUCAUUUGUGUGAUAGUUCUAGUCCAAAUGAUGACUCUUGGAUUCUUGACUCUGGAGCCACAAAUCAUAUGACAUAUAAUAAAUUACUGCUAACCAAUAUCAAAAUUUUAGUUUACCCAUACUUAGUCAGCCUACCAAAUGGCUACAAAGUUAAGGUGACACUGAUUGGUGAUGUAGUUCUAAGUCCUAAAUUCAGCCUCAAGAAGGUCCUUUUUGUUCCUAGUUUCAAGUUCAAUUUGAUAUCAGUCCAUUCUCUUAUAGUUCAACUUGAUUGUAUUGUAGUAUUUACCAAAUAUGUUUGUAUUCUUCUACAGGGCCCUUCACUGAAGAGGCCACUGGAGAUUGGUAAGGCCAAGACUGGCAUGUACCUAUAUUGUUCAAGCAACCACAACAAUGGUUCAACUUCCUCUAAUUCUUCUAGUACAUUCCAUCCAUGUCUUACUAGUAAUAAAGAUGAGGUACAUUCUGCAGUCAACACAUCUAGCUCAUUUUCUUCUUCUCAAUUAGCUAACACAAAUAAACUAGUUGCUACUAUUCCUGUUGCAUCCACCAUGAUUACCUCAUCUCAUAGUAGUGAUAGAAGUAGCUCUCUUCCACAUUCACAUCAUUCUGUAAAUAGUUCAAGCAAUAAAAGUGACUCUUGUUUGUCCAAUGUUCCCUCUACUACAGAACAUUUACUUGAUCGGAGUAUUCCACGCUUAGUGAAUGAAAAUCACCAUGAAGUGUCACUAGGGAACUUGACUAGGAGUGAGCCAUUGUCUGAAUCAGACCAGAUUUCACCUCAACCUACUUCCUUUGAUGAUGACUCCAGAUUAUCUCAGUCACCCUUGGGCAGCCAGACAUCAGGAACCUUUCUUGUUACUGACAGUCCAAGUGAACACACUCAUCAGAACCAAUCAUCCUCUCCAAAUGAUAGCCAAAAUACACAGUCUUUUUCCUUCAGCACCUCUGUACCCAAGCCUCAUGACAAUUUACUUAAUGCUUUAAAUUCCACUAGUCAGCAUUUGAUGGGAACUGCCUCACAUGAAUGUGAACCUAGUUCAUAUGAGGAAGCUGCUGUGAAGCCUGCCUGGCAAGCAGCAAUGAAUCAAGAAUUCCAAGAAUUUUAUGCAAAUAAAACUUGGGACUUAGUUCCCCUUCCAAUUGGAAAGAAAGCAAUAUGGUGUAAAUAG